Molecule: messenger RNA, 324 nt
Organism: Cercopithifilaria johnstoni
Lineage: Eukaryota; Metazoa; Nematoda; Chromadorea; Rhabditida; Onchocercidae
Source: the annotation of a GenBank genome assembly
AUGUUGUUGUUUUUGCUGUACUGUUGUUUUACCAUUGUUGUUAUUGCUAUUGUUAUUGUUGCUACUGUUGUUAUUAUUGUUGUCGUUGUCGUUGUUGCUAUUGCUAUUGUUAUCACUAUUGUUGCUACUGUUGUUAUUAUUGUUGUCGUUGUCGUUGUCGUUGUUGCUAUUGCUAUUGUUAUUACUGUUGUUGCUGUUAUUGUUUUUGUUAUUGUUAUUGCUGUUAUUAUCGUUGCUAUUGUUGUUAUUGUUAUUAUUGCUAUUGCUUAUUUGUUUAGUGAAUAUGAUAACACUCGAAGUAGUAUUUCGGAAUGCAGUAAAUAA